Molecule: messenger RNA, 890 nt
Organism: Hyposmocoma kahamanoa
Lineage: Eukaryota; Metazoa; Arthropoda; Insecta; Lepidoptera; Cosmopterigidae
Product: protein obstructor-E-like
Exons: 5
Coding region: 107-823 (238 amino acids)
Cellular component (GO): extracellular region
Molecular function (GO): chitin binding
Source: RefSeq, a predicted model, not a curated record
CGACGGCUUCAGUCGGCAGUCGCACCAGGGUCGCCAAAGGGGUCGGACCACAAUCUAGUCAUUUAACUUUUUAAUUUUUUUGAAAUUUCGCAAUUGAAAGAUCACCAUGAAAGUGUUCAUCGUUCUGGCUGCGGUCGCAGCUUUUGCAAGUGCGCAAAAUUUCAAAUGUCCGGCCAAAGACGGCCAAUAUGAAGACGACAAACAGUGCGACAAAUUUUACCAAUGUGUGGACGGCGUUGCGACUGUGAAGCUGUGUCCGGACGGUUUAGUGUUCGACCCUACCAUCAGGAAGAUCAACAAAUGCGACCAACCUUUCAACGUCGACUGCGGCGACAGGACUGAGCUUCAGCCCCCCAAGCCAAACAACCACUGCCCGCGCCGCAACGGCUUCUUUGCCCAUCCUGACCCGGCAGUUUGCAACGUAUUCUACAAUUGUAUCGAGGGCGACGUCACCGAGGUAAAGUGUACGGCUGGUCUGCACUUCGACGAGUACUCCGGCACUUGCGUGUGGCCUGAUGCUGCUGGUAGACAAGGCUGCGAUGUUCAGGAGAAGAAACUCAAGGAUGGUUUCGAAUGCCCUAAGAUAGCACCAGUGGAUCCCCAAGGUCAACCUAUCGCCCAUCCAAAGUUCCCUCAUCCCACUGACUGCCAACGCUUCUACGUGUGCCUAAACGGCGUCGAACCCAGAGAUCUAGGCUGUCAAGUUGGUGAAGUCUACAACGAGGAGACACAGAAAUGUGACGCACCUGAGAACGUGCGCGGAUGCGAGGACUGGUACAAGGACGCGGAGGACGCUGCGCCGGCGCCUAAGGCGAGGGCUUAAGCUAGUGAUACUAUAUAGUUACGCCUAAGACUUGAUUAGUGAAUAAAUAAUAAGUUAAAUAUUACAC